Messenger RNA from Manihot esculenta (cassava), 1197 nucleotides. Its product is annotated as bZIP transcription factor 11. NCBI's taxonomy places the organism in Eukaryota, Viridiplantae, Streptophyta, Magnoliopsida, Malpighiales, Euphorbiaceae. The record is from RefSeq and is a predicted model, not a curated record. Bases 646 to 1110 code for a protein of 154 amino acids. The transcript has a single exon. Gene Ontology annotation, molecular function: DNA-binding transcription factor activity; transcription cis-regulatory region binding. Gene Ontology annotation, biological process: positive regulation of DNA-templated transcription. Gene Ontology annotation, cellular component: nucleus.
GAAACCUAGCUCUAUUGAGAUGGGACUCAACAUUCCGUCUCAAUGUGAUAUCGUCCAAGAUUCAAGAGACAAUUCAUACUCUUAGAGAGUACACCGACUACAGAAUUUGUUUAUCUUACAUAUGCAAUUUUUCCUUUUCCAAUGGGCAUUUUCUGGUCUAUAAAUCCUGCGGUUAGUACCCACAGAAUUGUCUUCUCCUCUGCCAUCUUAUCCUCGUCUCUCUGUCAGACUUUGAGACUCUCCACUUUCCUUCUCUCUCCUUAUAAUUAGAGCCUCAGAUUCCAGUUCCUCAUUCAACGAGAUCUAUCUUCCUCUUUGAAACUCCUUCCUUGAUCAUCAUCUUCCUUCUAUUUGCUCCAAAUGUUUAUAUUUUGAUGCUUUACAUCAUCUUUAUCUUUCAUGAUCUUUGAGACCCAUGUCUCCUGUACUCUGUGAAAUCCUCCUUUCUGGGUUUAUGAUAAACUCCACUCUCAGGCGCAGGACCCAUCUUGUUCAAUCGUUCUCUGUUGUCUUCCUCUACUGGUUCUACGUCUUCUCCUGAACUCUCAGCCUCAACCCCCUUCUUAAUCCACUUCAAUUCAAAUAAACUGUUUCUAUUUUCAAUUUCCUUUUCAGGCUUAGUAUUAUUAGUUUUGUUAUAUUUUUAUGGUCUCUUCUAGUGGGGCAUCUUCAGGAUCCAUCAUACAGAGAAAACCAAGCUCUGAGGAGGAUCUGCAGCAGAUCAUGGAUCAAAGAAAACGUAAAAGAAUGCUAUCCAAUAGGGAAGCAGCGCGUAGAUCCCGGAUGAAGAAGCAGAAGCGCUUGGAUGAUCUCAUGUCUCAACUGGAUCAGCUCGAGAAAGAAAACAAUGAGAUCUUUAAUAAUAUCUGCAUCACCUCUCAACUCUUGUUGAACGUGGAAGCUAAGAAUUCAAUCCUCAUAGCUCAGGUGGAUGAGCUCAGCCACAGAUUAGAGUCUCUCAAUGAGAUCGUCAAUUACGUGAAUUUCAGCAAUGGCCUAAUUAUCAAAGACGAAUAUGACGAUCAGAUGAUCAUUGACGAUUAUGUCGUGAAUCCAUGGAUCAACUCUUUCCAUGUGAAUCAACCCAUCAUGGACAUGGCCCUGUUCUGAUUCUUCUCUCUUUUUAAUUAAUGUGUGGAUUCUCUGCUUGUUGGGUGGUGUUAUUAAAUAAAUUUUAAGGUUGUUGAAGGUGUCCAA